Molecule: messenger RNA, 4735 nt
Organism: Planococcus citri (citrus mealybug)
Lineage: Eukaryota; Metazoa; Arthropoda; Insecta; Hemiptera; Pseudococcidae
Product: probable serine/threonine-protein kinase DDB_G0282963
Exons: 22
Coding region: 379-3762 (1127 amino acids)
Biological process (GO): negative regulation of translation
Cellular component (GO): cytoplasm; nucleus
Molecular function (GO): mRNA binding
Source: RefSeq, a predicted model, not a curated record
UUUUUCUCUACUUUCUAUUUUUCGUUUUUUAUCUUGUUUGACAAUAUUUUGCUCCUUAUGUAUAAAAACUUAUAUUUUUCCAUUAUCAAGUAAUUGUGUCGCUAAUUAUAUUUCAAUUGAAUAUAUUUAUGUUACUUUGUUAAUACAGUUUUGUUUGUAGUUAUGUAAGGUAUACAUGGUGCAAGUUUCUUUCAUUUUUUUCAAAGUGUUCAGUUUGGUGAAAUCAAAACUAAAGUUUUGAAAAACAGUACGUUCUGUUUGUGUAAAAAUUAUUCUACCGUGCUUCGGUACAUUUUUUUUUUUCGUUGAUCAUUGUGUUUGAAUUGACGGACAUUAUUCACUGAUAUCAAAGUAACCUGUCGCUGGUAUUUCAAUAUCAUGGAUAAUCAGGAUAAUCUAUCGAUGGAGAAUAUCGAAGACAUUGUAGACAGAGGUGGCAAAAUGACUGGUAAAGAAUUCAUUCAAAAGUGUCAACUGCUGGAGGAUGUUGAAACAUCAAUGUAUCAUAAUAGAAAGGAAAAUGCUAGCUCAAACAUCAAGUAUCGUUAUACAAAGGAGGAUUUAUUGAAAUUAAGAACGCAUCCAUUAUCGAGUAAGCCGCCCAGUUUACAAGAAAAUUUAAAAUUUCUCCUGGGAACAUCCAAGCCUAAAGAAAGAGAAGAAAUCGACUUGAAAAAGAAUUUGGUGAAAAAGCACGGUUUAACGCGUAAUUUGGACGGUGUUGUGAAUGAGAAAUUCGAUUUGAAGAAGGACAAUCUUCGAAACGGAGAAAAACCUAUCAUCAGUCGUAAUGAAGGAAUUGAUGAAACACGAAAAUCUGCUGAUCCCAAAGAACGUAUUCGUAAGGAACAAGACAUAUGCUUGAGUCCUCAACGCAAAAGUUUUACCACUGGUUGUUACGUAGCAAAUGUCAAGAGUGAAAAUGCCGCAAAUAAUUCCAAUACUUCUAAUACCAAGACGAAUAAUGAAAACACGGGACGUGAAAAUCGAGGAAAUCACGAAACUCGAGAUAUUCGCGAGAAUCGAGACAACAGGGAUAAUAAGAACAUCCGCGAAGGAUCUCGUAGAAUAGGAAGUGGCCGCAUUGUAUCCCGUGAUCCUCGUUUUGAAAUACGAGGAUAUCCCGAAUCUGACUAUCAAUCGUCCUAUUAUGGAGGCAAAGAAUCGUAUUACGGUAACAAAGAACCUUAUUAUGGUGGCAAAGAAAAAGUAUCCACCAUUGUAUAUACUCGCCAAUUCUCGUCAAAUUUUGACAAAGAGAAAGGUAGUAAAAUUUUGGAUAGGCCAGGAAUGAACAAUUAUUAUGGUAAACGCAGAUCGCACGAUAACCGCGAUUACGAUGAAGAGGAAGAACCUGAGUGGAUGAAAGAAGGACCAGUUUCGUUAAAUGAUACUAUAGAACUAAAAGGGUUUGAUGAAACCGAAGAAAAAUCGUUUAGGUUCAAUAGAAAUUCCAGAAUCAAUACGAGAGUAUUUCAUAAAUCGUUCACGAACAACUCGAACAAUAGAUCUCCAACUGCUGCAAACAAAGGUAGAAUGGACAAGCGUAAUUCGGAUUCGGAUAAUUCCUCGGUGGCCUCUGAUUCGUUAGCUUCGAAACUCGAUGAAAAUAACUCACCUGGUAAAUCGAACAAUGACGAUGCAGAUAGACAAAAGACUGAAGAAAACACGCUAAAAAAAGAAGAGAACGACGUUAAAAAUGAUGAAAAUUCUAUGCAAUUUAAUUUAGAAGAGAUACUAAAAUUGGAUCCGCUACCAGAUAUCUCGGAGAAUGCGGACAAUGAAAGUGCGGGAUCUAAAUUCACCAAAUGGUUUAAAAAUAACGAUGCUGCAUCUUCGAGUGUGAACGGCGAUCAGAAUCUGAACAUGGCUAGAAACGGAUCAAUUCCUCCUUCCAGUUUACCUGGAGAGUUUUUGAGGACUCAAAAUGUUGCUGGUAUUAAUACUCGCACUCCAAAUAGUCAUCCAUCUGGUCCUAAUCUUCUCGAAUUACUUCGCGGUUCUCAGGAUAAUAAUGCUAACACCAAAGUGAAUAUGCGUGCUCUAGAAGCUACUGGAAAAUUACAUAGCGUUGAAGAAAUCGAAGCGAAAUUAAGAGGUACUGAGAAUAAUGCUUUUAGUAACCCGAACAGUCCUAAUGACAAGAAGAAAAAAGAAGAAGAGACUGAAGCUUUUAAAAAAUUGUUAUCUCAAGCCUUCCAUUUUGAUAAAAGUAAUAAUGAUGGAAGCUCUCCCGAUGCUGUUUUCUCUCAGAAACCCGAAAGGAAUGAGAAUACCGACGGCAACAUUGAAUUAACAUCUGUUAUGUGCAAUGGAGAAAUUCAAGCUAACGCGCAACCUCAAAUGUCACGAUUACCUCCACAAAUGAAUAACAUGCAACAAUCAGCCGAAAAGUUGAAAUUUUUACAAAUGCAACAGAAUAAACAACAGCAAGAAAUCCUUUCAAAAGUACUAAUGUCGUCUCCGUCUUCAACAACAUUUUCUGUACCUCCUCCAUCAAACGUUCGACCAUCCAACGGUGCCUCGGGCAAUACUUCAUUUCAUCACCUCGCUCCUGAAAUUCAGAUUAUGAUCAAUUCGAUACAACCUACUAGAGAAUUAAUGCAAAGGCCAGAAACUGUUAAUAUUCUCCGAGCUUUAAAAAGCGGAGAAGUAUCGCAAUAUCAAUUGAUAGAACAGCUAAAAAAAUUGACCCCAUAUCAAGCGAAAUUUCGUGAGUCUUUGUUGUGCGUCCUAAAGUUAAUCCAAAGCCAAACGCAAUAUUAUAAUUCAGCUCCGGUGUUGGGUUCCCCAGCUGGAAUUCCAUUCAAUGUUGUGCCUCCUCCUUUACCUGCUGCUCAACCGUAUACUGAAAAUAUUUUGCAACAAAUGAUGCUGAAUUCCCAAUUUCGCGUGAAUGGACCUCAUAAUGGAAUGUCAAACAUUGUUUAUCAAAGAGACUUCCCAUCGCCGAGUCAAAAUAUGUUUCAGAAUAAUACAAUCAAAAAACAUUUAGUCGAACAGUCUCCGAAUAUAGGUCAGAACGUUCCAAGAAUGAAUUCACCUACCACUAUUUUAUCAUCUCCGGCGAAUGCAUCGGUGUGUGGUAGUAAUGUUUCUAAUGCCACCAAUUCCAUGGCAUCUUCGCAAGAUGAUGCAAAUAAUGCUGUAAUCGCAAACAAGACUACAUCGUCAACUCAGUCACUUUCUUUCACUCCUACUUCUGUGCUUCGAAAAUUAUCCGCUGAAAAGGAGAAUUUGGAUACGUUUUCGAAAGAAGCCAAAGAGUCCAAAGGCGAGAAAAAUACACUUAUUCCGUAUACUUCUAAUACCAAUAAUAGCAGUACUAUGUCUUCAAAUCAAGGAACAAUUGAUCGUUAUAAUGGUUUUGGAACUUGUAUACCACCUCCGGCCAUUUCUGGUCAAUAUUUUGUCGGUAACAUGAUAAGGCCUGCGAAUACCUCAACGCAGGUGCCGAUGUUUGGCAAUCCUCCCCCACCUGUUUUGUCGAGACUUCCAGUCCCUUCAAAUUCUUCGGCAGUCCCUAGAGAUGCUAACAUAUCACUGGUAGGAUUCGGAAAUCAAACUUUAUCAUCUAGAAAUGUUCCAGUGAAUGGAACGCUGUCGUCCGCCGAAGAACAAAUGGCACGUUGGUUUUCUUCAGAUAGUGUUAAUCAAUCUCGUUAUGUUAUGGCUCAAAGCAUGGGAGUACCAGGAGCAUCAUUACAAAAUAUGAUGAGCGUUGAAGAAAUCGAACGAGUACAACAGUCUGUUCGUAAUUAAUCAAACCUGUGGUGAUUUCUCUUUUAUUUUCCUCAGUAAAGAUAAUUUUUUUUCCAUACAUCAAGGAUUAUUUUAUUUUAUAUUUAGCUUGUGUAAAGUUUUUUUUCCUUGGUAAUUUCAUUUUCCCCCUUUUUUCCACUAUGAAUAGAUUUAUGAAUGUAUUUGAAUAGAUUUUAAAUCUUUUAUGAUAGUGAACUUGUAAAUAGGGUUCGAAGCGUUAACAUUUCCAAAAACUAUCGCGGUUAUUAUUAUUUUUCUGCGUUGACGAUGUAAAUAGUAUUUUUAAUUUAUUAUUUAAAAAAUGUAGGUUUUUGUUGAAAAUUUAUGUAAAUUGUUUUUUUUUUUUUUUUAUAUAAAUUGUUCAAAAUUGAAAUUGAUUCCGACAAAAACAAACGAUAAAAUGAUGAAGUUCCUUAUGGUUUACGGAAUAUGGUAACAUAAUUUCGAUAACGUUGCGUUUUAUUUUUAAUAUUAAAACACUACAUUAUUCAUUUCUAUUUUUUUUCCAUAUAUAAAAUUUUCAUUACAUGAUUAAAAACAACGCUUCAGCGAAUCUUGUACUUCCAGUUUCAAUUUUGUUUAAUUUCUGCGUAAAUUAUUGUUUUAUGCGAAAUUUAUAAUUUUACUCUAUAGCUCUGAUUAUUUGAUUACAUGUGAUAUGUAUUUAACGAGAUGGAAUAGUAGGUAAUGAUUUAAAUGUAACACAGAUAAACAUGAGUUUCGGUUUAAUGUGCUCAGCAUGGUUUUGACCUGUAAGAUUAUAAAUAAUGAAAAUAUAAUGAAGAGACUGAUAAUUUAGAGUUAUAAUCGGAUCAGUAGAGUGUAUAGUUUCAGGAAACCCAAUUUUGCGUUUCUCUGUACUUACGUUAUAAAUUAUUUAGGUGAAAAUUGUAAAUAUUUCUAACUUUUAAGUGAUUGUAUUAUUUCAUUUUGCUUUGUUAUUAUUCUCAAUGAACGGAUAAAAAUUUCUGUA